Molecule: messenger RNA, 2095 nt
Organism: Jatropha curcas
Lineage: Eukaryota; Viridiplantae; Streptophyta; Magnoliopsida; Malpighiales; Euphorbiaceae
Source: RefSeq, a predicted model, not a curated record
UAGUUUUGAUUUGGUGAAAAUGGUCAACGUUGGAUCAACUCCAUACCUCAAGGUUUCAUUUGAAUUCUAACUUGUGAAAAAUGUGAGUGUCAAAGUGUGAAAGCAUAAGCCACAUUUUCAGUUAUUUUCCUUUAUAAAUACUAGGCAACCUUAGGCAAGAUUACAGCAGCAUUAACAAUUCUCUAUUCCAGAACAUGGAUUUCUCUUCUCCCAUCCAGAUUAUUCUAUAUUCUCUUGCUUUACUGUUUCUCUGUGCUUUAUGGAGGAAAAUAACCAAAAAAACCACCAAAACCAAGAAAUUUAAAGUCCCUGAACCAUCAGGGUCAUGGCCAUUAAUUGGUCAUCUUCAUCUUCUAACCGGCCAAAAACCAGCGUGUAAGAUCCUCGCAUCCAUUGCUGAUGAAUCAGGUCCUUUUUACUCCCUCAGGCUAGGUUUUAACCGAAUACUGGUCGUUAGCAGUUGGGAAUUUGCCAAAGAAUGUUUUACCAAAAACGACAGAGUUUUAGCAACCAGAGCAAGCAUAGCAGCAGGGAAAUACAUGGGUUAUAACAAUGCUGUUUUCUCGUUAGCCCCCUACGGACAAUACUGGAGGGAUAUCAGAAAACUCGCGACUCUUCAGCUUCUCUCGAACAAUCGCUUGUCGAACAAUCGCCUUGAAGCCCUUAAACAUGUUCGAUUUUCGGAAAUUGAUUUGUUCUUGAAAGAAUUAUAUGAUUUGUAUUCUCAAAAUCAUAAUCAAAAGGUGAUAAUAAGCAAGUUAUUGGAGCGAUUGACGUUUAAUAUAAUCUUAAGAAUGAUAGUUGGUAAAAGAUUUUGCAGUAAAAGUUACAGCGAAGAGAACAGCGAGCCAUGGCGGUAUAAAAAGGCUAUAGAAGAAGCUACUUAUCUGUUUGGGAGUGCUGUUCUGUCUGAUGCAAUUCCAUGGCUAGAAUGGAUUGAUUAUAAAGGGUACAUCAAUAGAAUGAAGAAAACUGGUAAAGAACUUGAAACUUGAUAGUUGGUUGGAAAAUGGUUAGAAGAGCAUUUAAUGAGAAGAAAUGGUUAAAUGAAAAUGAGAAUGGUGAAAAUGAACUUCAUGGAUGUUUAUGUUUAUCUCCCUCAAGAAGAUGAAAAUUUGCAAAUUUCUGGAUAUUCACGGUGAUAUGUACGCUUACAGGCAACUGCAAAUGUUCUUUCCCUCACUGGAGCUGGAAGCACAGCAGUGACAUUAACAUGGGCACUUGCCUUACUGCUAAACAACCCAGAUGCGCUAAAAUCUGCUCAAGAAGAGCUGAACAGUUAUGUAGGCAAAUCAAAAUGGGUUCAAGAAUCAGAUAUUCCAAACCUAAAAUAUCUUCAAGCCAUUAUCAAAGAAACCCUACGCUUAUACCCACCUGGACCAAUAACAGGAAUACGUGAAGCCAUGGAAGAUUGUGACAUUAAUGGCCAUUAUAUCCCUAAAGGCACUCGUCUGAUCGUUAAUAUUUGGAAAUUACAGAGAGAUCCUCGAGUUUGGAAUAAUCCUGACGAGUUUUUACCGGAAAGGUUUCUUACAACUCAUUCUGAUAUUGAUCUUAGAGGUCAGAAUUUUGAAUUUAUUCCUUUUAGUUCAGGAAGAAGGGCUUGCCCUGCUAUUAAUUUUGGGUUGCAAGUCGUUCAGUUGACACUUGCCAGGCUAAUUCAGGGUUUUGAUUUAUCAAGAAUUGGAAAUGUGCCUGUGGAUAUGAAGGAAGGACCGGGACUUUCUUUGCCAAAGGUUAAUCCUGUAGAAGUUAUCCUCAAACCUAGGCUUGAUUUGGAGUUAUAUCAGUGUCUUUAGUUAGUUAAUUUCAAAUAUAUAUAUAUAUUAAUCCAUAUUUAUAUCCGGUAGGGUCACAAAGACAGUAAAGCAUUUCCUACUAAGUUUAAAAGGUACUUCAUAUCUAGGGUUCGAACUUCAUGAAGGAGAAACUAUUGCCAUCUAUCUAUUUCACGUAUUGAUAGUUGUAAUAUCAGUGUCUUUAUAAUUAAGCAAUCUAGACAAGUCAAGUCAAUUAAUAUAUGUGUGUCUCUUUAUAUAUGUUUAUGGUUAUAAUAAAAAUAAAACGGAAAUAUUUCCUUUUUUUUCUUUAUUAA